CUCCACCUGUAUUGUACAGUACUAAAACCCUUUUCGAAAACGUAAUAAUCGCAGACACAGGGCUCAUAUUUGGCGUUUUGCACAAGUUAAAAAAAAUCCAGAAGUCGAGACUUUGCAAGCAGAAGAUAAUGGCUCUUCUCCCGUCUUGCUUUAGUACACUGAGUCCACCAUAUUCAUCAACUAUGACCGUUUUGUUCAUGGCGGCACCCGUUUUCAUGAAACCCAUUGCUCUGCAAUUGAGGUCUUGCCCUAGAUUUUGUGCUAUCGCCAGCAAAAGAGAUGCUUUGAUUGUUAAGGCUUCAACUGAAACGGAGUGUUUUGGAGAUGUUGAGCCGCAGUCUGAAAGUGAUAAUGAAGAGGAUUUGUUGUUGAACGAAAUGCCAGUGGAGUCAAAGCUUCAGCUAAAGCUAGAACAGAAGAUGAGGAUAAAAAUUUCAAAGAAAAUACGCCUUCGCAGAAAGAAACUUCUCCAUAAACGGAGGAUGAGGAAGAGGGGUCGAUGGCCGCCCUCUAAGAUUAACAAAUUGAAGAAUGUGUGAGACUUGAUCAUUUUAAGCUGCAGAAUCAAUGUUUUGGUCUUGAAAGUAUCUCAAAAAGUAGCACUAACCCAAAGUCUCUGAAUUUGAAAAUUUCCCCAAAGUUAAAAUAAUUAACACAUCUUCCAAACAUUUUGAAUUGUGUUCUUCAGAUUUUAAGGGGGUGUUUUGGAACCCUUUGAGGUUGUAUUGUUGUUUUCAAACUCCAAA
Molecule: messenger RNA, 746 nt
Organism: Mangifera indica (mango)
Lineage: Eukaryota; Viridiplantae; Streptophyta; Magnoliopsida; Sapindales; Anacardiaceae
Product: 50S ribosomal protein 5 alpha, chloroplastic-like
Exons: 2
Coding region: 129-539 (136 amino acids)
Source: RefSeq, a predicted model, not a curated record